AUGGAAGCAGCUCAACUGGAUACGCAAAGGAAGAAGGGAGAAGCCAUCUUGAAGACCAGCUCGACCGUCCACUCGACCAACCGGUCGAGCUUCCUCAACUCGAUCGACAGUCAAACCCGAAAAAUGUUGCUUCAGACCACCUUCAGACCAGUUCCAAGCAUUCUGAGCAUUGAGGGGUUGGACAGGCCACUUUGCGAGUUCAUGGCAGUGAGCUCGAUCAAGAGCUCGAUCGAGUCGGGCCUCGAACAAACGAACUCGAUCGAGCUGGGGACUGAAUGCAAAGAGCAAGCUCAAGGAGAUUGGUCUGAGCCCAACGCGCCUAAAGUCGACCUCAAACCUUUGCCUGAGCGCCUCAGGUAUGCAUUUCUGGGUGAAAACUCAACCUACCCUGUCAUUGUGAACUCUGAUUUGGAACCUGAACAGUUGAGUGCUUUGCUUGUUGAACUGAGGAAGUACAGAAAAGCAAUAGGUUACACUCUAGAUGAUAUCAAGGGAAUCUCCCCUGACCUAUGCAUCCAUAGGAUUCAUCUAGAGGAUGAAAGUAAGUCUAGCAUUGAACCUCAAAGGAGAUUGAACCCCAAUCUAAAGGAAGUAGUGAAGAAAGAGAUACUCAAGUUGCUUGAUGCUGGGAUAAUCUAUCCCAUCAAUGAUAGCACUUGGAUAUCUCCAGUUCAUUGCGUCCCAAAGAAAGGGGGGAUCACUGUCAUAAGAAAUGACAAGGAGGAGCUGAUUCCCACUAGAACAAUAGUGGGGCAUCGCAUGUGUAUUGACUAUAGGAACUAA
Molecule: messenger RNA, 783 nt
Organism: Microthlaspi erraticum
Lineage: Eukaryota; Viridiplantae; Streptophyta; Magnoliopsida; Brassicales; Brassicaceae
Source: the annotation of a GenBank genome assembly